CCAGCCUCGGCCACCAGAGGCGUGGGGGCGUGGCACUCCUUCCUCGGUCCCUGCUGCUGGUUUUCCUUCUCAGUCCUUGCCUCUGUUUGAAUGAAAAACAGCCUCCAUUAGAAGCACUUACAGCUGAAAUUGUAUUCUCGGGCACCAGGUACCUAACAAAAGAGCUGCUUUUGUAAUAGAAAGCCAGAUUUUUGUAGCCCUCUGCAAGACAAGUGUCGGAGUGCCUUGGGGUGGUUCUGAGUUCCGGCAGGCAGCCCAGAGGCCUCCCCUCGUCUCUCUGAUGCUGAACCCUCACCCUUCCGCCCUCCCUUCGCCCACCCAGGCGAGAGCCAUGGAAAGGAAUGGCGCGGUCGACUUCAAAGCUUUGGAGAAAGAGCUGCGGGCGGCACUUGCUGCUGAUGAGAAGUAUGAGCGGGAGAACGCUGCCAAGUUUCGGGCUGUGGCGCAGAAGGUGCCCUCCUAUGAAGACUUCAGGAAUAUCGUCCUUGCGUCACAUCUAAAGCCACUAGAGCGGAAGGACAAGAUGGGUGGAAAGCGAACUGUGCCCUGGAACUGUCACGCUACUCAGGGAAAAACCUUGCAGGAGCAUGUGGCCACGGAAAUGCCCCAGGAGGAGGCGCCCUUCCAGCCUGGGACCUCGGCAGAGUUCUACCGUGACUGGAGGCGACGCUUGCGGAGUGGACCAGAGCGUUACCAGGCCCUGCUGCAGCUCGGGGGCCCCCGGCUAGGGUGCCUCUUCCAGACGGAUGUGGGGUUUGGACUCCUUGGAGAGCUGCUGGAGACCCUGGCCAAUCAUGUGAGGCCAGCUGACCGGGCAGCCGUGCUGGGGGUCCUCCACAGCCUGGCGGGCACUGGGCGCUUCCGCCUGAACCUGAGCCUGCUGAGCCUCUCCGAGCGCGAGUGCUGCCAAGCCCUGUUCCAGAAACUGCAGGCCAUGGGUGCCCCCGGGGCCAGGACAGGGCAGGAGGUGCUUGGUGGGGGGCAGCAGGGUACAGAGCCAGAGCAGGACCUGCUGCAGGAGCUGUGGGUGCUCUACCAGCUCCACUAAAGCUUGGCCAGCCCUGUGGCCCAGGAGUCACCAUGACACCUUUGGUGUGGCUUGGGGUUUCUGCCUACUUCCCUCCUCAACUGGGCAUUUUCAGAGUAAACGCUGGAAUGGAGUCUUACCGUUUCUCAGUUCUUCAGUGUCCGCUCCCUCCCCUUUUCUGAUUCAGAGGGCCAAGCCCAGGACAUUUGCACUGAGCUGGGCCUCCAGUGCCUCUUAUUUUUACUUUUUAAUUUUGAGGCAGGGUCUAACUAAGUCACCAAGUU
This is a messenger RNA of Octodon degus (degu), 1311 nucleotides long. It is a transcript of the gene Dnaaf19, whose product is annotated as coiled-coil domain containing 103. The record is from RefSeq and is a predicted model, not a curated record. Gene Ontology annotation, cellular component: outer dynein arm. NCBI's taxonomy places the organism in Eukaryota, Metazoa, Chordata, Mammalia, Rodentia, Octodontidae. Gene Ontology annotation, biological process: inner dynein arm assembly; epithelial cilium movement involved in extracellular fluid movement; determination of left/right symmetry. The transcript has 4 exons. The coding region runs from base 281 to 1048 and encodes 255 amino acids.